GAGUAAAAAAUACAUAAAGCUAAAUGACAAAUCCCCCUUCUACGUUUUAACAUUACAUUUAAAUAUUAUCUAAAAGAGAAAUUGGUUACAAAAAUUACACACAGUAUUGACAAAUAACCAAGUUUCCAGAAAAAAAAAAAAAAAAAAAAAAAAAACCUGAUGUUGUAUGAUGGAAUUCUAUUUCAGUCUACCCAUUAAGGCCAAAAGUUGAACUGUUCAGUUUGCUAUAUAUGGGAGGAAAAUAAACACAACAGAAAAAAACUUAAAAUAUUAAGAAAUUAUCUUGGCAAUCAAUUAGACCUGCCCUGUUGCUAUAGAAAUAAUUAUAGUCCGCUGGACCUCACUGGACAAUAGAAGCCAGCAACUUUGUAAUAGUUUCCAAAUAAACAAAUAUAUUAAAACCUGACGUGUUGCCAAUGGUUUUAUAGUAAGGAUUGCAGUACGGAUUACAGUCGGGUCACGCUGCUCAGGGAACUAGAACCGAGGUCAAGCGACUUCUUGAAGGUGAAGUGCGCAGCUCUUCAAUUUGGGAGUGUAAAUCAAUAUGGAUUCCACAACAAGCAGAACCUCUGGGGAGGAAGAUGAAUAUUACAAUUAUGAAGACUACUUACUGUAUGCAGUGUGCCAAAAGGAAGACGUCAAAGCAUUUGGAAGAAUAUUUCUCCCAGUUUUGUAUAUAUUUGUGUGUGUGUUCGGAUUAAUUGGGAACGGGCUGUUGGCAGGCAUAUUGAUUUGGUACAUGAAGUUGAAAAGCAUGAUUGACAUAUAUCUGCUGAACCUGGCCAUCUCAGACCUGCUGUUUGCAGCCACACUUCCAUUUUGGGCUGUAUAUUUCCAGUCCCAGUGGUACUUUGGAAACAUUGGGUGAACCCUGAUCUACACAAUAAACUUCUACAGCAGCAUUUUGUUCAUAACAUGCAUGAGCCUGGACAGGUAUUUAGAAAUUGUGUGAGCCUUUUCCACCAAAAAUCUUAGGACAAGAUACAAGAGCUGUAUAAUAUGCACAGUGGUGUGGGGCAUCUCCAUUCUGGCUUCAGUUCCUGAUUGUGUAGUUAUCAAGCUGCAACAUCAUGGUGGGCAGAGUUUCUGUAUCCAUGAUUAUGGUGAUGAACAUAUGUCGGUAUGGAAGGUUAUCCUCCAGUUCAAGCUCAACAUUCUUGGAUUCCUCCUACCUUUUCAUUUUAUAUUGUUCUUUUACUCACAUAUAGCCUGCAUUAUAAACAAGACUGGUUCCAAGCGAAAAAGCAAAGCUUUAAAACUGGUCAUCACCUUAGUGGUUGUCUUCUUUGUGCUGUGGUUUCCCUACAAUAUGGUCCUGUUUUUGCAUUCUCUGCAAGACCUCCAUGUGAUUUCGAACUGCAAGAUCAGCAAGGACUUGGACUUCGCCCUUCAAGUGACAGAGAGCCUUGCUUUUGUCCACUCCAGCCUAAACCCCUUCCUGUAUGCUUUUGUGAACAAAAGAUUUAGGAAAUACCUUAAUAACAUUGCAAAAAACAUUUGCAGAAGAGAAAGAGACUAUUCUUUAAAGUUUUCUAGCACAAGUCCACCCACAACUCAGAAUGAAAUGAUUGAGCUACAAAUGAUACAGAAAAUACCUGAAACACAGCCUUCAGUAGAUGUUUCUUAACUUUAAAGACGAGCAGGUUGUAUUUAUAACCGCUUAGUGUUAGCUUAAUACUUAGCCAUGUGUUGACUUUGUAACAACACCGCAUGUUUAAUUACGGUGCUUUUACAAUGCACUUAUGUUUAAACUGUCACGCCCUUCUAUUCUGUCGUAAUAAAAGUUGUGCUUUUUAGAUUUCUGCAAAUAUCGCCUUUCCAGGAACACACAGCAAAUUGUCUUGAUUGACACAUUGAGUGCAACCGCAAUGUUGAAUAAUGAGCCUAUUGCACUGGUACCUACUAUGCUUCUUGUGAAGACACUGACCAAAAUCCUGACAGGAUUUCUUCUUCUGCUUUCCCAUGAUUGUUGCUGAAUAGUUAGUUUCACAUGAUGUCAUAAGUUGCAGAAUAGGCUUCAUGCUACAAAACAUUUUAAAAUAUAAAACUGUAAAAGAAAACUUUGAAUCAAUAAAAUGACUAACAUUUUAUGCAAAAAGCCAUUUUAAUUGUAAA
Polyodon spathula (Mississippi paddlefish) is the source of this 2115-nucleotide messenger RNA. RefSeq names its product atypical chemokine receptor 2. Gene Ontology annotation, biological process: chemotaxis; immune response; G protein-coupled receptor signaling pathway. Gene Ontology annotation, molecular function: chemokine receptor activity. Gene Ontology annotation, cellular component: membrane. Lineage: Eukaryota; Metazoa; Chordata; Actinopteri; Acipenseriformes; Polyodontidae. The record is from RefSeq and is a predicted model, not a curated record.